AUGCAGCAGAUGAUGGCAGAUCUACCUUCAUUUCGAGUAACUCCAUCUCAUACGUUUCAGAAAUGUGGAAUUGAUUAUGCUGGACCAAUUUUAAUUAGACCCAUUCAACCCAGAAGUAAGGUGACACUAAAGGCAUACUUAGCGAUAUUCAUUUGCUGUGCGACUCGAGCCAUACAUUUAGAAGUAGUUAGUUCGGCCAGCACUGAAGUAAUUAUUGCUGCCUUAAGAAGAUUUAUUGCUAGACGUGGAAAACCAUCGGAUAUAUACAGCGAUAAUGGAACCAAUUUUGUCGGAGCUGACAAGGAGCUAAAGGAGUUACAGAAACUUACCCACAGUGUAAACCACAAUAAUCAUAUCUCAUUGACAAUGUCUAAGGAAGGAAUAUCUUGGCAUUUCAACCCACCUUCAGCGCCACAUUUUGGAGGACUCUGGGAGGCAGGGGUGAAAUCGACCAAAUACCAUCUUAGAAGAAUAAUGGGAUUAAAUCGAUUAACAUUCGAAGAAUUGACAACUCUUACAAGCCAGAUUGAAGCAGUGCUAAACUCAAGACCAUUAACGCCUGAGUCAACUGAUCCAUCGGAUUUAAGAGCACUGACACCUGGACAUUUUAUCAUUGGUCAACCAUUGACGUCGAUUCCUGAUCCGGAUUUAACAGAAAUCCCAACGACCAGACUCGUGAGAUGGCAGCUAAUUCAACAGAUGCUACAACAGUUUUGGAAAAGAUGGUCGCCCGAAUAUAUAGUCAGAUUACAACAAAGACCAAAAUGGAUGCAACCAGUGGAAUCAAUUAAGGAAGGUUCACUGGUAAUAAUCAAGGAAGACAACCUCGCACCAUUACAUUGGAAACUUGGACGAGUUAUGGAAGUCAAACCAGGAACAGAUCAGAAGGUCAGGAAGGUAUUGGUGAGGACAGCUACUGGAGAGUACGAGCGACCAAUCGUGAAGCUGUGCAUACUACCUAUUGAAACUGAACCCACGGAAUUGAAGAAGGAGGAUUAA
This is a messenger RNA of Folsomia candida, 999 nucleotides long. RefSeq lists its product as uncharacterized. The record is from RefSeq and is a predicted model, not a curated record. The transcript has a single exon. Gene Ontology annotation, molecular function: nucleic acid binding. NCBI's taxonomy places the organism in Eukaryota, Metazoa, Arthropoda, Collembola, Entomobryomorpha, Isotomidae. Bases 1 to 999 code for a protein of 332 amino acids. Gene Ontology annotation, biological process: DNA integration.